Molecule: messenger RNA, 824 nt
Organism: Peromyscus californicus insignis
Lineage: Eukaryota; Metazoa; Chordata; Mammalia; Rodentia; Cricetidae
Gene: Bex4
Product: brain expressed X-linked 4
Exons: 3
Coding region: 236-595 (119 amino acids)
Cellular component (GO): nucleus; cytoplasm
Source: RefSeq, a predicted model, not a curated record
CGUGACUAGCCCACCACGCAGGCUCACACCCCUCGGGGGGCUCCGGACCUGCCCUGGCUCACUCCCUCCGGGCGCCAUCCCCGGCCCAGGCACCUGUUCGUGGUGGCGCAGAGCGCGCGGCGGCCCGGGCAGCGCGGAGAGCAGGGGCGGAGCAGGUCCCAGGAGUCGGGCUCCUCAGCGCACCUGGCGGUGAGCAUCGCCGGAGGAGGAGAAGGCGAGGAGAGGCCCAGGAAUAAUGGCGUCCAGAGAGCAACAAGUCGUAAAAGAUCUCGCAGUGCAGAAUGAAGAAAAAGAAAACAAAAAAGGGAAGAUCUCCAAGCAAAGUGAAGAAGAAUCCCACCAGCUGGAAGAAGUUGAAAACAAGAAGCCUGGGGAAAAUGUCAGAAGGGGACGAGUCAGGCGACUUGUGCCUAAUUUUCGAUGGGCCAUACCAAACAGACACGUUGAUCCCAAUGAAGGGGGAGAGGAUGUUGGGAAGUUUGUAGGGCAAGUGAUGGAAGUCAAGAGAAAGACUAGGGAGCAACAGAUGAGGCCUUACGGGCGUUUCCAGACACCAGAACCUGACAAUCACUAUGACUUUUGCCUCAUACCUUAAAAAUUGAAGGUUUUCUCUGAGCUCAUAAAGUGGCUACUCUUUUACAAGCUUGUAUUUAGUGAAGUACUUUUUCUGUAAACUUUUGGUGUUUCCACUUAACACUUUCUACUUAAAGAUUGUUUUACUGUUGCAUUUAAUUCUAAACAUUCCUAUCAGCAUGGCAAUUCAAUCCAUUUUAGAAGGAAAUCUUUUUUCAUGAUUUGAAAUUAGUAAAGCAAUUUAAAAGGCA